GACACCACCACGGGGCAGGACCUCCUGGACACCGUCUUCAAGCACCUCAACCUCCUCGAGACCGCCUACUUCGGCCUCCGCUACCUCGACCCCACGAACCAGACGCACUGGCUGGACCCGGCCAAGAAAGUGGUGAAACAGCUCAAAGGCACGUCGCCCUUCACGCUGUACUUCAGUGUGAAGUUCUAUGCCGCCGACCCGACCAAGCUGGUGGAGGAGAUCACGAGGUACCAGUUCUUCCUGCAGGUGAAGCAAGACAUCCUGCAGGGUCGUCUUCCCGUCUCGCAGGAGCUGGCGGCGGAACUGGGAUCCUACGCGGUCCAGUCCGAGUUGGGAGACUACGACCCCCGGCGGCACUCCCCCGGCUACGUCUCUGAGUUCCGCUUCAUGACGACGCAGACGGUGGCCCUGGAGAACAAAAUCGCAGAGCUCCACAAAACCCUCGUGGGUCAGGUGCCGUCGAAGGCCGAGAUGUGCUACCUGGAGAAGGUGAAAUGGCUCGACAUGUACGGCGUGGACCUCCACCCUGUGCUGGGCGAGGACAACAUCGAGUACUUCCUCGGCCUGACUCCCUCGGGGGUUAUCGUGCUGCGGAACAAAGCCAAAGUGGGAAACUAUUUCUGGCCGAGGAUCUCCAAAGUGUACUUCCGGGGACGUUUCUUCAUGCUGAGGGUGCGCGACAAGAAUAACUCAGAGAACACGUACGGCUUCGAGACGCCGAGCAAGGCCGCGUGCAAGCACCUGUGGCAGUGCUGCGUGGAGCACCAUGCCUUCUUCCGCCUGACGCAAGCCUCUGGAAAUUCGCCGGCUGCCAUUUUCUCGCUGGGAUCCAAGUUCAGGUACAGCGGAAGGACAGAGAAGGAGGCGGCGCAGGAGGCCAAGGUAGGCGCAAGGACCCAGCCCGAGUUCACAAGGAUGCCCAGCAGAAGGUAUCAGCGCCGCAUCGUAGAGGGAGCCCAGGAUAAACCAUUUAGGUGUUGGAUUAUUACCAAAGCCCCGCGAGUGGAGGACGUGGAGAUCAAGCCCGAGACCAGGAACACCGUGCAGCUGCCGACGCCUGUGACCUCGGUGUCCCACAUGUACAGGAGCGCCUCCUUGACGCUGGCUCCCCGCAGAGGCGGCGGCAGCGUCCUCAACAGGUCCUCGCGCGGAGAGUCGCCCCGUUCGGUCCGGUCCGCCGCGCCCGCGCCCGACUCGCACUCCUACAGGGUCUCCCGCCGCACCUCCAGCGUCGACAGCCAGUCGUCCGUCGACUCGAGGGGACAUCGCAGGCACCGCAGGAGCCGUGGCAGGUCCUCUGAUGGCGAGAGCGAGGCCAGCAGUAAGUGCUCGUCGCGAGGUCAAGGCAACACCGCCACCGUGCGAGACCUGACCCACAAGAGCGGCUACCAGCCCUCGGGCCACGACACCGAGGCCGACUCGCACCACCACCAACACUCCAACAAGAAGCGCCACAGGAAGCACAGGUCACGAUCUAGGUCGCCCUCAGAAGCCAAAAACAGCCGGUUGCCAGACGAGCUGCGGCGACACCUCGAGUUCGAGAUGCAAGGGACUCAGGGGCUGACGGAGGCGGAGCUGAAGGAGAUCCCCUACACCAAGGUGGAGACGGCGAAGACGAUCAAGAUCAAGUACACUUCGCCCAAGACCAAGAGGCACAAGAGUCCCAGACGCUCCAAGAGCAAUUCCAGUGACAGGAAGGCCACUCCUCCUGCUGACGGGGAAUCCCCUCCCCCUCCUUAUACUCCUUCGCCAACGACAAAGACAAACACCUUGCCGAAGGUCACAAAGGAGAAUGUCGGCGAUGGAGGGCCUGGCGUCAGGAAUCCCGAAGGGAUGGUGAACGGCACGCUCCGCCCCCCAGGACCAAGGUCCGUGCAGGCCCCCACAGUGUCCACCUCCCUGAUCAAGAGCUCGGAGGGCAGCGGCAGCACCCGCGGCUCCACCACGGACUCCCCCAGCCAGCGCCGAGGCCACGCCGACUCCACCAAAACCCUGCGCUCGGUCAAGACUGCGACCUCCAACACGACCGGUUCCUCUACUCCAGGUUAUGGCUAUAGCAGUUCCCAUAAACCUGUCAUGGUGAACGGACCCAGCGUGAAGGCCCUGGUCACCAGCAGCGCCAACACAGCCUCGCCAACACUCCGUCGGGAGGCCGCAACACCUGAGCCUCCUGCCUUCCUGGACGACGCCGGCGGGGGCUUCGUGGCCGGCAACGGCUAUGUUCCGACGUCUGCUGCAAUCUUGAAAAAUGGUGUCAGUGACAGAGGCUCUCAUUUUACUGCUGUUUUAAAGUAAGUAUUUCUUUAAAUAGUAUUUUUUUUAUCAUAGAUAUCGAUACUUUUA
Messenger RNA from Penaeus monodon (black tiger shrimp), 2343 nucleotides. Its product is annotated as band 4.1-like protein 4. The record is from RefSeq and is a predicted model, not a curated record. Gene Ontology annotation, cellular component: cytoskeleton. Lineage: Eukaryota; Metazoa; Arthropoda; Malacostraca; Decapoda; Penaeidae.